Messenger RNA from Acanthoscelides obtectus, 225 nucleotides. The record is from the annotation of a GenBank genome assembly. NCBI's taxonomy places the organism in Eukaryota, Metazoa, Arthropoda, Insecta, Coleoptera, Chrysomelidae.
AUGAAGAUAUGUCUACGCUAUCUCGGUGACCCUGGAUAUCAACAAGGUAUUAGUCAGGAACGUGGUGUUAGUCAAGCAACGCUAUCUCGGACUGUGGAUAGAGUUGUGAAUAGCAUAGUUGCACAGUCGAACGAAUGGAUCAAGUUUCCAACUACCAACCAUGAACUGAUGGAGGCCAAGCGGAUAUGGCAAGGAUGUAUAAAUUUCCGACAGCAAUUGGUGUAA